Molecule: messenger RNA, 174 nt
Organism: Fusarium keratoplasticum
Lineage: Eukaryota; Fungi; Ascomycota; Sordariomycetes; Hypocreales; Nectriaceae
Exons: 2
Coding region: 1-174 (57 amino acids)
Source: RefSeq, a predicted model, not a curated record
AUGCCUGACACCACCCAGAACUAUGUUGGUACGGCUCAGGCAGGGCUCGUUAUCAACCCCAAGAAUCUCAACAUGGCCCUCAGCGCUGCCCAUGCUGCCAAGGAGGCUCGGAAGAAGGGUGCUGACGAUAAGGAUGGGAAGGAUAAGAAGACUAUGGGCUAUGGCAUAACUUAG